This is a messenger RNA of Cavia porcellus (domestic guinea pig), 1285 nucleotides long. Its product is annotated as keratin-associated protein 6-2-like. Lineage: Eukaryota; Metazoa; Chordata; Mammalia; Rodentia; Caviidae. The record is from RefSeq and is a predicted model, not a curated record. The transcript has a single exon. Bases 488 to 982 code for a protein of 164 amino acids.
GGUACUUAUCCACCUGUGAUUCAUUUUAUAUAGCUUUUAUUGGUAGAUAUUGACACUUACGUUAAUAGUGUUACUUGAUAGAAGAUUUAGUUCAAAGACUAUGAAAGAAAAGAAUGACAAGGAAACACACACUUCUAGGCCAAGCGUGUGGUGGUGGUGGUGUGUAAUGCCACAGUCAUGAAAGGGAUUUAUGAAAGAUAAAAUUAUAGAGGCAGAAGCUUGAUUGCAUAGAAAAAUGUUCCUUUGUUUCAUUAAAAGCUUAUGAAAAUGGCCAAGGAAGCAGGAAAUAAACUAUAGGUUCCUAACAAAAUGAGCACACACACAGUGAGCUCAUUUUUGGCAUGUGGUUGUAAAAUGAGAGAAAAGAGCCCAUGUGAGUAUGACCUAUCUGCUCCUGCAAGUAUAUAAAGGGCUUAGAAGACGAGAUUACAUUCAUACUUGAAAAAUUUUCUCUUAUCCUGUAACUGAAACCUCACUGCCUGACACCAUGUGUUGCAGCUACUACGGAAACUCCUGUGGAGUCUGUGGAUACGGCUCUGGCUGUGGCUACGGUUAUGGCUACAGAUCUGGCUGUGGAUAUGGCACUGGCUGUGGCUAUGGCUGUGGAUACGGCACUGGCUGUGGCUAUGGUUGUGGAUAUGGCUCUGGCUGUGGAUAUGGCUGUGGAUAUGGCACUGGCUGUGGCUAUGGCUGUGGCUAUGGCUGUGGCUAUGGCUGUGGAUACGGCUCUGGCUGUGGAUAUGGCUGUGGAUAUGGCUCUGGCUGUGGAUAUGGCUGUGGAUAUGGCUCUGGCUGUGGGUAUGGCUGUGGAUAUGGCUCUGGCUGUGGAUAUGGCUGUGGAUAUGGCUCUGGCUGUGGGUAUGGCUGUGGAUAUGGGUCUGGCUGUGGCUAUGGCUGUGGAUAUGGCUCUGGCUGUGGAUCUGGCUCUGGCUUCUGUAGCUACCGACCCUUUUGCUAUAGAAGGUGCUAUUCUUGCUGUUAAUCACAAGGGCAAGUCAGGCUUUGUCACCGAAAAGAAUGCAUUAAAAAAGAGUCCAAAUGAAGUUCUUUCUAUCCAUUAACUUCAAAUCAAAGUAAAGGUUAAUUACUGUCUGGUCAGCAUCAGAAUUUAUGUAAAAACUUCAACUUGCAAUUGGUAGAAUAUAUAGGUUUAUCAUUUCCUUGAAGACACAUCUUGUUUGUUAACUCUUCAAAUGCAAUUAUAAACUUCUUAUUUCUGCUGUAGCUGUUGUUACAACCACUGAAAAUCUGUAAUUAUCGAAUACUAAAAUGAAGUGAAAAUAAU